Acanthosepion pharaonis is the source of this 1002-nucleotide messenger RNA. The record is from the annotation of a GenBank genome assembly. Lineage: Eukaryota; Metazoa; Mollusca; Cephalopoda; Sepiida; Sepiidae.
AUGGCAUCUGAUACACUGACGAGAAUUCAGGAAGACAGCUGGCGUUUGGAUGGCAUCUCAUACACGGAAGAGCAUUCAGGAAGACAGCUGGCGUUUGGAUGGCAUCUCAUACACGGAACAGCAUUCAGGAAGACAGCUGGCGUUUGGAUGGCAUCUCAUACACGGAAUAGCUUUCAGGAAGACAGCUGGCGUUUGGAUGGCAUCUCUUACACGGAACUUCAUUCAGGAAGACAGCUGGCGUUUGGAUGGCAUCUCAUACACGGAAUAGCUUUCAGGAAGACAGCUGGCGUUUGGAUGGCAUCUCUUACACGGAACUUCAUUCAGGAAGACAGCUGGCGUUUGGAUGGCAUCUCUUACAUGGAACAGCAUUCGGGAAGACAGCUGCCGUUUGGAUGGCAUUUCAUACCGGAACAGCAUUCAGGAAGACAGCUGGCGUUUGGAUGGCAUCUCUUACAUGGAACAGCAUUCGGGAAGACAGCUGGCGUUUCAAUGGCAUCUCAUACACGGAACUUCAUUCAGGAAGACAGCUGGGGUUUGGAUGGCAUCUCUUACAUGGAACAGCAUUCGGGAAGACAGCUGCCGUUUCAACGGCAUUUCAUACACGGAAUAGCAUUCAGGAAGACACCUGGCAUUUGGAUUACAUCUCAUACACGGAACAGCAUUCACGAAGACAGCUGGCUUCGCUCUUCCUUCAUUGCCCUCUUUGACGGCCUCGUUCUCUUACUCCUUGUAUCUGUCUCUCUAUCUCGCUUUAAACGACGACAAUUUUCUAGCCUUCUCAGCACAUUGCUCAUGCGCAGUCUGACCACUCUAAUCUAUCUAUCUAUCUAUCUAUUUAUCUAUCUAUCUAUCUAUCUAUCUAUCUUGUCUUGUUUGCAUCACCUCCGAGAAUCAGUUCCAGUGUCGUCUGCUGCUAUCGAGAUAUUUGGAAGGUUACCCUAUCUUCGUGUUGUGUCUCAGCAGCGACCGGUGCGGGUUGGGAGACUUGCUUGCAGUGGGUAG